AUGGAGGUCCCUCGCGAUGACUAUGAUAUUAGCGUGAUGGUUCGGGCCGUCAAGGAGGUUCAGGAUCUGCUGGUAUCAAAGCAGUUUUCUACGUAUUCAGAGCUUGACAAGGAAAUAUCCAAAAAACUGAAGACCUAUGAAUCACUUGGUGAUGGUUUUGAGCGCUUUCGUGUUCAUUUAACCAAGGACGCUGCGAAUCACCACGACUUGAAAAAGAGUUUGUCAAACAUGAAUGCACGCUGUGAGGCAAGACUAAAGGAUUUUGAGUGUAGUCAAAAGGAUCAAAUCAACGAUAUGCUACCGUUUGUUGGAAGCACAUCUCGUAUCCUGGUUCACGGUUCCGGGGGCUUGCUAGCUGUUGCAAUCGCGUGCGCUAUCCAACAAAGAGAAGGUGUUCACUUUUAUAUUUGUGAGGGUCGGCCUGUUACUGGGAAGUAUCCCAAAGGCACCGGAGCAGCUCUCCUGGAGAAGGCGGCACAGACACAAGAGGGGUUGCGGCUAAAAGAGAAACUGCUGCAGUCCUGCACUAUUAUUCCUGAUGCAGGUGUGGGUGCAGUUAUGAGCAAAGUGGAUUUUGUGGUAACGGGGGCAUACUGUGUCACCGAGCACGGGGGGCUUGUGCACUCCACUGGAUCGCUACAAAUCGCGACAGUUGCGUCUGCUAUGAACGUUCCGUUUUACGUGCUUUGUGAAACAUUUAAGUUUGCGCGUAUUUUCCCCCUUAGUACUGCAGAUCUCAAACAACCAGAAGAAUGCGAGGAUGUUCCCCUUGUGGAGUUUGUCCCCCCGUCUAUGAUUACACUUGUCUUUUCUGAGCAAGGAAUUAUGCCUCCUUCUGCUGUGACAGAUGAGAUGUUCAGGUUUCAUACCGCACGGUUUGCACCUGGAAGACGCAAGUAG
This is a messenger RNA of Trypanosoma grayi, 900 nucleotides long. Its product is annotated as putative translation initiation factor EIF-2b alpha subunit. Gene Ontology annotation, biological process: translational initiation. Gene Ontology annotation, cellular component: eukaryotic translation initiation factor 2B complex. The transcript has a single exon. The record is from RefSeq and is a predicted model, not a curated record. NCBI's taxonomy places the organism in Eukaryota, Euglenozoa, Kinetoplastea, Trypanosomatida, Trypanosomatidae. The coding region runs from base 1 to 900 and encodes 299 amino acids. Gene Ontology annotation, molecular function: guanyl-nucleotide exchange factor activity; translation initiation factor activity.